AUGAGCAACCAGGUCGAGGUGGCGGACGCAGUGGGCUUGAUGCCUGCGGGCGGGGACAUGGAGGGCGGCUCCCCGACGAUGGGGUCGCUCGCGCCGGACGUCGGCCAGCACCAGGCGAGCGUCAGCACGCUGCUGUCCUCCUUGCUGGGGGCGGGGGGGCCCGUGGGGGCGCUGGACCAGCCGGGGGGCCCAAAGGUCCUGGGGCUGCCGGCAUUCCAGAUAGAGAACGGCCCGGCCGACCACAGCGGUGUGCCCCAGCUGUACCUGGAGUCCGCCAGCGGCGGCCCCGUGGAGGUGCGCGGCCCGGCGCCGUUGGCGGACGGCCGGCAGCAGAUGGCCCACUCCUGCGACCUGGCCGCCCAGGAGGGCGGUCUGGACUUCGCGCCCGUCCAGACCGCCAUGGGGGCCGGCCCGCGCGCCUCCUGCGGCCUGGGUCCCGUCGUACAGGACCUGGCCCUGGCGCGGAGCACGUCCGCGGACGCGGGCGUGCUUGCGGCCGCGGCCCUGCAGUCGCUGCCCGACUCCUCUGUCCUGUUCGCCGGCGUGGACCGCCAGCUGCCGGAGUCCGUGGUGACCGCUCCGGGCGCGAGGCUGGACGGCGACGGCGGACGCGCGCUGGCGGUGGACCCCCGCACGGGGCACGUGCACCUGGUGGUGCAGGACCUGCAGGCGCUGCCCAACAAGGGCUUCGCGUUGCCCGUCAAGGUGGAGAAUAGGAUAGGGUCGCCGCCCGCGAGGGGCGUGGCGGUGCCCGACCUGCGCCACCUGAGCAACCUGGUGUCGGGCGUGGCGGGCCAGGAGGCGUCGGGCGGCGUGGGCGCGGGUCACCUGCUGCACCACCACGCGGUGCACCAGCCGCAGAUGCAGCGGCCGCACAAGCCCACGCGAUGGAAGCCUAACUCCGCGCAGCUGUGCCUGCUGGAGAGACACUUCAACUCAGGUUACAAGAGGCCGACGCCCGAGCUGUACGCCGCGGUGAAGGGGGCCGGGGAAGCCAAAGAAGCGCAGGUCUCCGUGUGGCUGAAGAACCGUCUGGCGCGCUCGAAGGACCGAUCGCACCAGGGGACCAAGCCGUCCAAGCCACCGGAGUCGGGUCCUGCCAGGGGUCCCCCUUGUUGCGCUGGCCCUGAUCGUCAAUCGGAGAAUCUGUUGCCGAUGCUGGGACAGAAGAGGGCAAGGGAGGAAGACGAAGAAGAGUCAUGGGACGACUACCAGAAGAUGUCGCAGGCUGCUCUCAGGGAGGUGGCGUCGGCAAUGGCGGCGGUCGAUGGCGACGAGGUGUCGCAGCUGGUGAAGGACGUUUGCAGCGCAAGGAAAGUGUGCUGCUAUGGUGUGGGCCGCGAACGCUUGGUCAUGAAGGCGCUGGCGCUGAGGUUGUGCCACAUGGGGCUUGAUGCCUGCGUGGUUGGUGAAGCCAACACUCCGGUCGUGGGCAAGGGAGACCUCCUGAUGGCCAGCGCCGGCCCCAGCUACUACAACACUGUCAAUGCUAUUUGUCUUGCUGCGAUUCGUGCCAACACCAGAGUAGUAGCAUUCACAGCUCACCAAACGGCACCGCUCCCAUUUGCCGACAAAGCUGUCCGCAUUCCCAUUCCAUUUGCCCACCCCAUUCCUUCCUGUGGACACAAGGGCCCCAAAUCCGAAGUUCCCAAUGGCGAAGCUCACAAGAUCAUGCAGCUGGGGUCUGCAUUUGAGGUCGCGCUGUGGAUGAUGUUUGAGUGCAUGUGCGUCAUGAUACAAAGGAAGUUGGGAGUGCAGGAGGCGGAUAUGGUCGCUAGACAGACAAACCUUGAGGCACAGCUGAUGCAUUUUCAUACUGAAUGA
Ostreobium quekettii is the source of this 1824-nucleotide messenger RNA. Lineage: Eukaryota; Viridiplantae; Chlorophyta; Ulvophyceae; Bryopsidales; Ostreobiaceae. The record is from the annotation of a GenBank genome assembly.